GACCCUCUGCUCCACAAGAAGCACGUGUGCGAAUGCGGCUGAGUAAACCUGGCGCAGUACCCUACUACAUAAACCUCUAGAGUUGGGAAAGGAUUGUGCAUCCACGCACAUGCAAGAUAAGCAUCCCUCUCAGAUGGCUCAAUUACCCUCAUUUCUUUCAGCCUCCUUCAUCUUUCUUUACCUAAUCAUCUGUCUUACAGCUGCCGACCCUGGUUCCCACUCGUCCAUUCAUACCCAGAAGAUUUACCAGUUUCCAAAUGGCACAUGGGUGGAAAACAUCGCCGUGCGCCGUAACGGGAAUCUACUCGUUACUCACGUCAAUGCGCCUCAGCUCUGGGAGAUCCAUGACCCGUCGUUAUCUCUCAGGCAAAACCCACAAGAAAACACCACCGCUAGUUUGAUCCAUACCUUUGGUAGUGCAGAGUUUUUGACAGGUAUCACCGAGAUGGAGCCGGAUGUUUUCAUCGUUGGCUCUCCGAAAACUCUCUGGCGUGUGGACUAUCGCAGAGCUACGCGCGGAGGACGACCAAGUAUCACCAAGAUCACCACUGUGCUCGGCGCCCUUAACAUGAAUGGUAUGACCACGUUGGACGUCGCCAAGGGGCUAGUGCUCACUGCUGACUCCAUGCUCGGUGUUAUAUGGAGAGUCAACGUCCGUACUGGCGAGAGCAGCAUCGUCCUGGAGGAUGAGCGUACCAUGACUGCUGAUACCUCUCUUGGGCCGCUUGUUGGUGUCAAUGGGGUUAAGAUCCAUGAAGAUUACGUCUAUUACAACAACGCCCCGCAACGACUGUACUGCCGCGUCAAAAUCAACCGUAAUACCGGUACUGCAGUCGGUCCUUACGAACUCAUCUCGGACGACACAAUGGCUGAUGACUUUGUUCUUGACCGCUCUGGCGUUGGCUAUCUCGCAGGCCUCAUAGACAAUGUUGUCACCCUGGUUCAUCCAAAUGGGACGCAUCGUGUCAUUGCAGGCGCUCAGAACUCCACCGAGUUCGCCAUGGCAACAGCAGCUGCUUUUGGACGAACCAGACUAGAUCACAAGGUCUUGUACGUAACAACGGGAGGUGCACUUGGGACACCUGUCACGGAGACCGGCUUUGAAGGUGGGAAGAUUGUGGCUAUCAAGCUUUAACUAUGUCAAUAGUAUCAUUACCGCUGAAACAC
Messenger RNA from Boeremia exigua, 1167 nucleotides. RefSeq lists its product as uncharacterized. Lineage: Eukaryota; Fungi; Ascomycota; Dothideomycetes; Pleosporales; Didymellaceae. The coding region runs from base 110 to 1135 and encodes 341 amino acids. The record is from RefSeq and is a predicted model, not a curated record. The transcript has a single exon.